UGGCCGGGCGCGUGGGCUCGCCUCAGUCGGCGGCGCGAAGAAGCGGCGUGCGGAGGCGAGAGGUGCGGCACGGCUCGGCUCCCCCGCGGCCCGGCGCCCCCAUGGAGUUCAAGCUGGAGGCGCACCGCAUCGUCAGCAUCUCGCUGGGCAAGAUCUACAGCGCUCGGGGCCAGCGCGGCGGCCUCAAGCUCCACAAGAACCUCCUGGUGUCGCUGGUGCUGCGCAGCGCCCGACAGGUCUACCUGAGCGAGCCGGGCUGCCCGCCCGAGCCGCCCCCCGCCGCCUGCGGGCCCCCAGAGGAGGAGUCGCCGCUGCCCCGUGCCGCCGCCUGGCCGGCCGGCGAGCCGUCGCCCCCGCAGGACGAGGCGGCUAGGGGCGGCCCGCGGCUGCCCGGCGCGGACUGCGAGGGCCCCCGGCCGCGGCGCUGUUGCUGCGGCUGCUGCUGCGAGGCGAACCGCGCGGCCUGCGCUGCCGCGCCGCCCCCGCCGCCCCACUGCCCCCGGAAGCGCAGCGCCGGCGAGCGGGGCCAGCCGGGCUCCCCGGUGAAGAAACCCCGCCGCGAGGCGGAGGAGCCGCCGCCCCCGCCGCCGGGCGAGCAGGAGGACAUGGAGACGGGCAACGUGGCCAGCCUCAUCAGCAUCUUCGGCUCCAGCUUUUCGGGACUGCUCAGCAAGGAGCCCAAGGGCCGGCGGCGGGCGCCCCUGGACGGCGGCGAGGCGGCGACGAGCACGACGCCCGCCGAGGCGGCGGCGGAGCCGGGACAGAUCUGCUGCGACGAGCCGGUGCUGCGGACCCUCAACCCCUGGAGCACGGCCAUCGUGGCCUUCUGACGCGCCGGCCGCGGGCGCAGAGACUCGCCCCCCACCCCCGCCGCGGGGAGGGGGCCCCGGCGGACAGCCGGACCGAGAGGUGAUUCCCCCCCCCUUUCCUCCCGCCCCCCGGCCCGUCGGAGGAGGGCGCCCGCCGCAGCGGAGCGGGUGGGCAGCGCCGCGGGGCUCCGGCGCCCAGCCCCGCCGCACCGGCCGGGCGGGACCGCGGGGCAGCAGCAGCAGCAGCACUUCCCCCUUCCCCGCCCGCACCCCGGGGCCCGCCCGCCGGCUCUCCGGUGCCCGGGGGAGGCUCCGCGGCUGCAGCCGGCAACCGGAGGCGCUCCCAGCGGGUCAUGUUUUAAGCUUGGAAAGUAUUAAGUUUAUUAAAUAAAGUUUCUAUUUUGGAAAGGUUUAGGUCAGAACUAUUACAUGGUGCUUUUUAAAAGUGUUUAUUGAGAGACGAAGUUUACAGACGCUCUGACGGAAGGUCCUUCAGCCUGUUUGUUAGGCUUGGUAACUCCCGGUCUUUGUUGUAUAAAGGCUUGGGGCUCCCGUAGGGAUUUUUGUACAGUGUUCUCCUUCAGUGAUGUAUCAUGUUUUGUAUAAAAUGUAAUUCUACGUGUACGACACGUAUUAAAUAUUUUCAACUGUAUAA
Messenger RNA from Falco peregrinus (peregrine falcon), 1464 nucleotides. It is a transcript of the gene IER5, whose product is annotated as immediate early response 5. The transcript has a single exon. NCBI's taxonomy places the organism in Eukaryota, Metazoa, Chordata, Aves, Falconiformes, Falconidae. The coding region runs from base 102 to 830 and encodes 242 amino acids. The record is from RefSeq and is a predicted model, not a curated record.